This is a messenger RNA of Ictidomys tridecemlineatus (thirteen-lined ground squirrel), 3161 nucleotides long. RefSeq names its product IKAROS family zinc finger 3 (gene Ikzf3). Lineage: Eukaryota; Metazoa; Chordata; Mammalia; Rodentia; Sciuridae. Gene Ontology annotation, biological process: regulation of transcription by RNA polymerase II. Gene Ontology annotation, molecular function: RNA polymerase II cis-regulatory region sequence-specific DNA binding; DNA-binding transcription factor activity. The record is from RefSeq and is a predicted model, not a curated record.
GCACGUGGAGCAGCCGGGCAGCCAGAGUGGCUGCUCCAGACCCGCGGAGCCCGGCGGCGACAUGGAAGAUAUACAAUCAAAUGUGGAACUGAAAAGCACUCAGGAGCAGCCUGUGCCCUCAGAAAGUCCAACAGUUUUGAGUGACUACAAUUUAACCAAACCUCAUGAAGUAGAAAAUGUGGACAGUGCAGAAGCCCCAACCAAUGAAGAUGAAGAUACAGGAGAUGAUUCGAUGAAAGAGAAAGAUGAAUACAGUGAAAGAGAUGAGAAUGUUUUAAAGCCAGAGCCCUUGGGAAAUGCAGAAGAGCCUGAAAUUCCUUACAGCUAUGCAAGAGAAUAUAAUGAGUAUGAAAAUAUUAAGCUGGAGAGACAUGUUGUCUCAUAUGAUAGUGGCAGGCCAACCAGUGGAAAGAUGAACUGCGAUGUGUGUGGAUUAUCCUGCAUUAGCUUCAAUGUCUUAAUGGUUCAUAAGAGGAGCCAUACUGGUGAACGCCCGUUCCAGUGUAAUCAGUGUGGGGCAUCUUUUACUCAGAAAGGUAACCUCCUCCGCCACAUUAAACUGCACACGGGGGAAAAACCUUUUAAGUGUCACCUCUGCAACUACGCAUGCCAAAGAAGAGAUGCGCUCACGGGGCAUCUUAGGACCCAUUCUGUGGAGAAACCCUACAAAUGUGAGUUUUGCGGUAGGAGUUACAAGCAGAGAAGUUCCCUUGAGGAGCACAAGGAGCGCUGCCGUACAUUUCUUCAGAGCUCUGACCUGGGCGACACUGCAAGUGCGGAGGCAAGACACAUCAAAGCAGAGAUGGGAAGUGAAAGAGCUCUCGUUCUGGACAGAUUAGCAAGCAAUGUGGCAAAACGAAAAAGCUCAAUGCCUCAGAAAUUCAUUGGUGAGAAGCGCCACUGUUUUGAUGUCAAUUAUAAUUCCAGCUACAUGUAUGAGAAGGAGAAUGAGAUGAUACAGACCCGGAUGAUGGACCAAGCCAUCAACAAUGCUAUCAGCUAUCUUGGGGCUGAAGCCCUGCGCCCCUUAGUCCAGACACCACCUGCCCCCACCUCUGAGAUGGUUCCAGUUAUCAGCAGCAUGUACCCCAUAGCCCUCACCCGGGCUGAGAUGCCUAAUGGUGCCCCCCAAGAGUUGGAUAAGAAGAACAUCCACCUGCCAGAGAAGAAUCUGCCUUCUGAAAGAGGCCUCUCCCCCAACAAUAGUGGCCAUGACUCUACGGACACUGACAGCAACCACGAAGAACGCCAGAAUCACAUCUAUCAACAAAAUCACAUGGUCCUUCCCCGGGCCCGCAGUGGGAUGCCACUGCUGAAGGAGGUCCCCCGCUCUUAUGAACUCCUCAAGCCCCCUCCCAUCUGCCCAAGAGACUCCAUCAAAGUGAUCAACAAAGAAGGGGAGGUGAUGGAUGUGUUUCGGUGUGACCAUUGCCGCGUCCUCUUCCUGGAUUAUGUGAUGUUCACCAUUCACAUGGGUUGCCAUGGCUUCCGUGACCCUUUUGAGUGUAACAUGUGUGGAUAUCGAAGCCAUGAUCGAUAUGAGUUCUCGUCUCAUAUAGCGAGAGGAGAACACAGAGCCAUGUUGAAAUGAACAUCAGUACAGAGAUUGCGCUAAGGAUUCAAUCUCAUUUUUAAAAACUGAUAACCCUACUCUAACAGGUUGUUCUCAGAUCCACACUCCUUUCCACACCAUUUUUAGUAGGGUCAAGUUUCACAUGGAUAGUCAGAGAAACCCUGUCUUCAUUCAGACAUUGUCUGCAAAUCUUCUUUUUACUUUUGUGAAACCUUUGUUUUACCAUCAGUUGAAUUUUAAGGAAUUUAAAAGCCAAAGAAGUAUUUUGUCAUCAUAUUUUGCAGCAAUAGAACAGGCCAUCCGUUGAAGUCUGUUUCCCGGUCAGAACAGUCCCUCAGUUGUGCUGCAAUAGAUUUUUUCUGAGAUAUAUCAGUCACAUAUUGAAAAGCCUUUUAAUCCUUUGCCCAACUCCAUGAAGAGGAAGAACUGACCAGCUGGCCUUGCCCUUCUGCUCUUAACACAAGACUAAAGGGUUAGGAUAUAAUCUCCCCAUCUCAAGUUAUAGUCCAAGAGUAAGGAAAAGAACUGUUACCAGUAACUAAAGGCCCUGAUCUCAGAGCAUCAGACGCAUCUCCUAUCACAUAAGCAAAUGGUCAUUUGUUGACACUUUUGCUUCUUCCCUUUCUCCUUUCGUCACCAGUGAAAAGCUGAGCCACUUUAGGAUAAUCCAGUUGUCUACAGGAGAAAUUCUGUACCAAAAGAACUGAUGGUUUUAAAUAUAAACAUCAUUUAAACUCCAGAAAGUUGUCCACUGAGGAUGAUGGCAUCCAUUUCCAUUGAUCAAGAUUGGCGCGGCAGGGUCUGAAGUGAAAUGGUUUAGCGCACCAACAGGGAAAAGAACCCAGCAGCUACCUAAAAGUUCAUUUCCCUUCAUGGAGCAUUAGAGGACAGACCCAAAGCAAACUUGAAAAUGAUUUUUUUUUCCACACACACACAAAAACAAGGUUCGAAAACAUAAGGCUUAGCCUCCUCCUCUCCUCAGGAGGGGAGUCAGUGAUGGACGCCAUAUUGGUUAUUUAGUUCAGAGCUGAACUUGGAGAUGGGGUGAGCCAGGGCACCUCUACUGACAGGUUCUCCUUGAUCAGGCAGGUGUAGACUCUCUUUUCCCCCAUUUUAAAUGGAGCCACUGGUAUUCCAUGAAAAUCUCUGAAAGUCUAAUACAGCUUCUCCAGAUUUAUCAGUCAUCUUUGUUGUGAUUACUGGUCAUCCAGCUAUCGAAGAGAAGUGCUAUGAUAAUUUGUACAGCAGUGGACUAGGGGUCACCAAACCUGUUUACUAACCCUGUAUUUGCCACUAAUUAGUUUGUGACUUUGAACAAAUCAUUUAACUCUUAAAACAAAGUUUCUUCAACCAUAAAAUAAGUUGGAUUUAGACUUUCUCAAUGGUUCCUUCUAGCUUAAUUUAUAUGUUAUAAUGCAGUAACCACAAAUUAUUCUUUAAACUUCUUAAUAUAUGAGUAUUAAGUAGAAGAGUCUGUAUAUGAAAAUGUGUUUCAGAUUUCUUGGGUGUGAAAAUGUUAGUGCAUUAACUUUUUUCUUAAACCACCCCAGUUGUGAAUGUGAAAAAGAUGGUGAGGAGAAACAAAAAA